AUGGCUCAACCUCCUCAACCUUCUCAACCUCCAUUUGGUUCUUGGAUUAUUCAAACCCUAACUCCAUCGUGGGUUUCAGAUAUCACUCUCUUCCGACAAACCGAUGGGGAAGAGAUUGUGUCCAAGAGGAAUACCCUAUUAGCAAUGACCACAGUUGUGGGUGCUUUAGUGUUUGGUAUGGGCGUAAAUCCACCGGCGGAAUACUGCAAGUGCUUCAAAGAGAAACAAAAAGUAUGCAGCUGUACGAUAGCGAUUUAUUUGUGGGAGUUCAUUAUGUCUAAAGCAUUGGUGACAUGUCUUUUGGUCAUCAAAUUUCGGGUGGGACAGUGUCCGGUUAGGCAAUUUAUCAACCUUCUCCUUCUCUAUCUUUUGAUUGGAUAUUGGUGCAUACUGACUACGUUCCUUCACUUAAAAUUAUGGGUGAUUAUGUUAUGCAUGUGUUGUGUUCCUGCUAUUUUUUCCUUGUCGGUAAGGAGAUACACUGACCAAGCCGUUGAGGGAAAUGGAGGGGUUCUUGGAGUAGGCAUUGAAGCUGGUGCGAGAUAUAAUGUUGCCAUUGAAGCAAGUGUUGGAGGGGGCGUUGAAGAAGGUGCAGGACAGAAUGUUGUUGAAGCAAGUGCUGGAGGGGGCAUUGGUCUUUUGAGCAUAGGUCUCAGUUGUUGA
Prunus armeniaca (apricot) is the source of this 663-nucleotide messenger RNA. The record is from the annotation of a GenBank genome assembly. Lineage: Eukaryota; Viridiplantae; Streptophyta; Magnoliopsida; Rosales; Rosaceae.